UGCUGUUUUCGUUUAUCAACUUAUCGUUAAUCAAUUGUCGCUUCGUUUUGACAUUUACAAAAUAUGCCAACUGCCAACAUCUAGCUGAUCUGUUAACCAGUUUUGACUUUUGAUUUACAAUCAGUUUGUACUUUGAAUGAAUUUUCUAAUGGUAGGUAUAUUAAGUUCGUGCAUAGUUUAAAACAAGUGAAAUUGCUAGAAAGCUGAUGAAAAUUGUUAUCAGCUGAUUCUACAGACUCUAUAACUUCGAUUUCUACGAAAUUUGUUGAAAAGGUGAACAAACGAGACUAACAUACAAGUCAACAUGGCGUUCGCCGGAUUAAAGAAACAAAUUAACAAAGCCAAUCAGUAUGUCACAGAGAAAAUGGGUGGCGCGGAAGGCACAAAAUUGGAUUUGGACUUCGUGGAAAUGGAAAGAAAAACAGACGUAACGUGUGAAUUGGUUGAAGAAUUGCAAACGAAAACCAAAGAGUUUCUACAACCAAAUCCAACGGCUAGAGCGAAAAUGGCAGCUGUCAAGGGAAUUAGCAAACUGAGCGGACAGGCGAAAAGCAAUACCUACCCACAACCUGAAGGAGUGCUCGGAGACUGCAUGUUGCAUUACGGAAAGAAACUUGGCGAAGAUACUAUAUUUUCACAAUGCCUCAUCGAGAUGGGAGAAGCCCUAAAACAGAUGGCCGAUGUAAAGUAUUCGCUAGACGAUAACAUCAAGCAAAGUUUUUUGGAACCUCUGCAUCACUUGCAGACCAAGGAUUUGAAGGAAGUCAUGCACCACCGAAAGAAAUUACAAGGACGCAGGCUCGACUUUGACUGCAAGCGUCGAAGGCAAGCGAAAGGCCCUGGUAGGGCCAGCCCUUAUAUGAGUCCAAGCCAUGGUUCAGCAAGACAUGACGACGAGAUUAGACAGGCAGAAGAGAAGUUCGCAGAGUCCCUGCAACUUGCCCAAGUCGGGAUGUUCAAUCUUCUUGACAACGACGAAGAGCAAGUGGCGCAGCUCGCUUUCUUUGCGGAAGGUUUGCUGGAAUACCAUCAACAGUGCACGGAGAUCCUGAAAGGACUUGUUUCCCAACUCAUGGAAAAGAAAGAGGAAGCGAUCAACCGUCCGAAGAUGGAGUUCGUACCGAAGACGCUAGCAGACCUGAACAUCGAGGGCAUGCAUGAUUUGAACCAUGGUAGGCGGUACGGUUCUAGCCAGAGUCUCUCCCGUCCCCGCCAGCCCCUCCCCCCCUCGUCGUCGGUCGGCGACCUCUCCACCCCCGACCCAUUCCGAGCCUGGGAGGCGCCGCAUACUGGCCCGCGCACUGGCCCCCACGCUGGCCCCCACACUGGCCCCCACAGUGGCCCCCACACCGGCCUGCGACCGGCGCCAGCCUUCAAACCUCAUCCCGCACCUCGCGCGCAACCCAACGGAAAGGACCCUUGGACAGCUUCACCGCUCCCAUCGCCCGUGAAGUCGCCGGCGCGAACACCGAUGGCUCCCAACAAAGCUCCGUGCUGUACUGCUCUGUAUGACUUCGAUCCGGAGAACCCGGGAGAGCUGGGCUUCAAGGAGAACGACGUGAUCACGCUGAUCAACAAGGUGGACGACAACUGGUUCGAGGGCAGCCUGAACGGCAAGACGGGCUACUUCCCCAUCAGCUACGUUCAGGUCAACGUUCCACUGCCCAAUAUGUAAACUUGGAACAUGUAGGUGUAACACAAACAUUCACUUUUAAUUGAAUAUGCAAUUUCAAAAAGGGCACAUGUCGCAUAUUCUGUCAAAUAUGUUUUUUCAUAUACAUGUAGUUUUGAGGCUUACCUACACCCAUUUUAUAAUAAUUCCACUAAUUUUCAAUUGCUAAUAAACACUAAAAUAUAUCUCAAAAGUAAAUAUUUUAAAUUUUACACUGCUUUAGAAAAUGAUCAGUUUUUUUCAUUUCCUGAACAUUUUACAUUAUAAGAGAUGUGCCCUUUUCGAAAUUACAUAUUUAAUUCAUUUAAGGCAUUUUAAAAAUGUGUGUUUAAUUUUACAUUAGAUCAUACGGAAUACCCUUACCCUUAACUAUGAAAUAUGAUUAACUGAUCGUUUUUCUGACGUAACUUGUGUUACACCAUUGAAAUAAUCUUCAUAUACUAAACGCAGCUACUACAUAAAGGAUUAAUAUGAAUUGUUCGUAACUUCAAUCGUGUCAAAAGCUCAAUGAAAUUAUCCAAUCAAGUGUAUUUUAUAUACAUUGUGUGAAUACAGACUUUUUUGUUUAGAAGAAGUCUUCCCGAUAUUACACUCCAUUUUAGAAUUGUUUUUAAAAAGAAAAUUCAAACAGAUCUAUUGUGUUAUAUAAUUAAUAAUAAAUAAAAACCCGUAUAAUACGCCAAAGAAUACCUUAAUGAUAAUAUUAUUAAAUUCAAUAUACGUGUAUAUGUAUUAUUUUAUUUCCUUUUUUUUAUACACAUUAUUUUCCAAAUGAAUUGAGGUCGUAUUUUGUAAUAAAUCUUAUUAGUUUAACAAAGACGUACGCUAUUAUAAUUUAUACAUUUUUCAUGUUGCCAUUUUAUUCGUGACUGCUAUUGUAGGCCUACCGCUUAAUCGAUACUGGUGCGGGGCAGGGGCGAGCUAGUGUGGUGAUGUCACGUUUAUGUAAAAGACAAUCGCCCAUACCAUUGGGAAUACAAGGCAUUUCCCUGAUUAAGAAAACUCGAAACAAUUUAAAUUGAUAUGAUUUCGUCAUUCUUUUCAUGCGACCAUUCAAGUGAAGUAUGAUAAACCAUUAAUAAGGGCAGUUAUUAAAAUCAAAGUAUGAGAUACCGAAUAAAUCAGGUGACUCCUUAAUUUUUUUGGCUACUAAUCAUAUAACACGUUCUUUCACAUUUUAAAUAUAUUUUUUAUGGAAUGGAAUGUAAUGGGACCUGGUAAUGAGACUUUUAAGCUGAGUCAAUUUAUUUUCUUCGUAUAUUCUGUUAUAAUAUGAUAAAUGAUAUGAAGCGAAAUGAGAUGAAGUUGAUUAACUUGAGACUUUAAUCAAUUGGUGUGAAAAACCACCGUUAUAACACAUUUAAGUCUCAAGGAUCACUAAAUUAACAAAAUAAAACAAUUCACAAUUCACUUCGCUACUCGCGUUUCACCCAGAUGUCUCACUUAGACCCUCAUAUAUUAUAAAGUACGUAAUAUUUGCUAGAAAAGAUUAAGCGAUAUUGUUGAUCUAUUACUCCAGAAGCCGCCCUCGGUAGAGCGGUAGGUCUAUUUUAUUUUAGUAAAUUAGUUGUAAGUUUGGAACAAAUUAAUUUGUUUCCGUAUGUAGAUAUUAAAAUAUACCAGUUAUAUUAUUUAGUUACAUUAAGACUAUUGUUUAAUAUGAUUGUAGAAUCGAAAAACGUUGGUUAAAACUUUGAGCUUGUCAAAAUACUAUCAUAAAAUUAAAAGGUAUAAUGAAUCUCAGAUAAACAUAGUUAUGAUAGUCAAAGAAAUUAAAACACCAAUUAUUCAUGUUUCCAUAAGAAAAACACUGUUAUCGUAAUGAGAAUGCGGUAAAAAUUAAAACGACUUUUUGGCGUUAUGCUUACAUUUUCCUUAAUUCAUUGUUGAUUUUUUCCUCUCCAUAGCUCGAAGUUUUGAUGUAGGUAUGUGAUUUACAGCUAUUGCGAUGCGUAGGGCAGCAUUGAUUCCGAACAGUGAUAUUAUGUGUAUUUACUCUAUAAUAAACAUAUUUUACAUGUAGUUUAUAAAAUAAUUUUCUUGUGUAAUGUUUUAUUUAGAAUACCUUCUACUACUAUCUACUUAUUUGUGUGAUGAAUUGUUUCAUCAUUUAUUUUGUUAAAUACACGGCACUACUUAAUUGACUAGAAUGAUUGAUGUAAAACUAGUUAAAUGUUUGAGAUUAGAGAUUUUGUGGUUAAUUAGUUUGUCUACAUAGAAAUUACUGUAUGCUCAUAUUGCUGCAUGAUUGUGUAUGUUAAGAUGACGGUCUUGCCACCAACAUUGAGUUUAAAUUUUUACGUGAAUUAAUAUAAAUAAUUUCAUUUAUGUUUUAAGGAGUUUUCAUAUUAGGUGUAUUUUCAAAUGUUAUAUUGUCACCUUCUUGGAUAUCAAAUUUAAUAUGUUUAACGUAAUUUACUCCCAAAAAUAAAUAUUAAAAAAAAUCAAUAUUAUCAUAUACGAAUAUAGAACAAUUAUAGUAAAAAAUAUUUUUUGAACUCGCACACUCAUUUCGAUUUAAUUCACUUAUAAAUACAUAUUUAAAAAUCGAUUAAAAUAUCCGAGUGGAGUACAUUUUUCAUCAUCCCUAAAAUCACAUAUGCUAGUAUUUAAAUAAAUAACAGUAAUCAUAAUAAAUAUAAAUGUUGUCAAUGUGGAUGUUGCAAAAGUUAAUUAAAUUUCAUCGCAUCAUUUGUGUAGUAAUCGGAACUCAUUCGAUCAUGUUUCUGGCAUACAAAAGACAAUACCUAGAUCUAAUGUUAGUCGUACGUAAGUUCAUAAAUGAAAUGUUCUUCAAGUGUCUCUUAAUAUAAGUAUAUCGAGUAUAUUAUAAUAAUUAUCUUCAAUGUUACAAGAAUCGAUAUUUUAAUGUUCAAAAAUACCGCGAUGCGGAUAUAAUUAUUGCAUGUGUCCUUCGUCUUAAAAUUAAUACUAUUCACAUAUAUUCAUUUUGAAUAUGACUGUUAUUGUUUAUUAAAAUUUCUAAUGGCUUGCAAAAAUUGUUGGGAACGUAAAGUUCAUUAGGUAUGUUGUCGCUUCGCACCGUGUACGUUGUAUUAUGCAAAGGAAUCAAUUUGUUUCCAAAAUACUCGGGACAGAGUCGCCCGUGUAGUAGACAAAUAAAAACAACAUAUAAAAAUUAUAUUCUUGAAAAUACAACCACUUAUUUAGUAAUCAAAAUCUGUGAUGCGCAAGUAAUAACACUAAAAUACUAAAAUUUGCAAAUAAAAUUAGUCUGCAUUAUUUAUCACAUAAAACAAAUUUGUAUAGUUUUUGGGAUCUUCUAUCAGUAGAUUCUAAUAUUCGCUAACGGUGCGGCCACACGAGUUGUCUUGUUACUAUGUGCUUGUUCAUGUUACUGUAAUCUUGAAUAUUGUGUAAUUUUAAUAGGUGUAUCUUGACAAAUUGCCAAUUGUAAAGCAAUAAAAUUGGUUUGUAUUUGAAAAUAUCCAAAACGCUCGUUUUCGCCUAUUAAUAAAAUGUUAACAAUUAAAAUUAA
This is a messenger RNA of Bombyx mori (domestic silkworm), 5171 nucleotides long. It is a transcript of the gene EndoA, whose product is annotated as endophilin-A. Gene Ontology annotation, biological process: synaptic vesicle uncoating. Gene Ontology annotation, cellular component: presynapse; glutamatergic synapse; cytoplasm. The transcript is spliced from 12 exons. Gene Ontology annotation, molecular function: protein binding. Lineage: Eukaryota; Metazoa; Arthropoda; Insecta; Lepidoptera; Bombycidae. The coding region runs from base 305 to 1675 and encodes 456 amino acids. The record is from RefSeq and is a predicted model, not a curated record.